Malaya genurostris is the source of this 681-nucleotide messenger RNA. It is a transcript of the gene blp, whose product is annotated as mitochondrial import inner membrane translocase subunit Tim16. The record is from RefSeq and is a predicted model, not a curated record. Bases 232 to 633 code for a protein of 133 amino acids. Gene Ontology annotation, cellular component: TIM23 mitochondrial import inner membrane translocase complex. NCBI's taxonomy places the organism in Eukaryota, Metazoa, Arthropoda, Insecta, Diptera, Culicidae. The transcript is spliced from 2 exons. Gene Ontology annotation, biological process: protein import into mitochondrial matrix.
UUUUAUUUAUUCUCGGUUCUCACGAGGUUAUGAUGUGUGUACAUUUUAAGCGGUUGUGUUGUGUAAUCAAAAUAACAAGAACUUUUAAGUAAUUUUGCACUUAAAUGCGAAAUAAUGUACAAUUAAUUACUGAUCGAUGUUUUGAACGAUUUAUACCUUUAUGUUUACGCAUACGUCGCUUUGAUACCUUUUAACUAGGAUUGUUGUGAGUGCGGUGCGACUAACACAGCAAUGGCCAAAUAUAUAGCGCAGAUUAUCGUUCUGGGAACGCAAAUCGUAGGCCGGGCUUUUGCUCGAGCUUUAAAGCAGGAGAUUGCAGCCUCACAAGAAGCCGCUAAACGAGCCGGGGGUGGAAAACAAGGGCAAAGUCGUGUAGCUGCUAACCUUAGGACUGGGAUGACUUUAGAAGAGGCUCAGCAGAUACUGAAUACAUCAAAACUUGAGCCUCAAGAGAUUCAGAAAAACUAUGAGCACUUAUUUCAGGUGAACGACAAAGCUAAGGGUGGAUCCUUUUACCUUCAAUCGAAAGUUUUCCGUGCUAAGGAGCGAAUAGAUCAGGAAUUGAAAGCUAGCAAACCACCGGAUAACAAACAGGAGAGUAGCGAAACGCAAGAUCAGGGGCAAUCUAAAUAAAUUAUUGUCUAGAGGUUUGUUAAUAAUUGAAAUAAAUUUACAAAAUAA